AUGAACAAAACCGUGCUUGCCUCUUCCAAUAAUGACAAGGAUUUCUUCAAGCAUUCCCCUAGAAAUGAGGUACAUCCCGAUGCAUUUCCAUCGAUUUACGAUCUUUUUCUCGAAUACAACGGAUUGUAUUUUGAAGGGAAACUAAGCUCUGUCACGGUAAAAUGGUCCUCGAAAAUGACACUGUGUGCAGGCUUAUGUUGCUACCACAGACGGACAGGAUCUUGCACAAUUAAGCUAUCUGAGCCUAUUUUGAAAUUUAGGCCAGUGGAAGACCUAAAAGAUACCCUGUUGCACGAAAUGAUUCACGCCUACUUAUUUGUUGCUGCUCGAUCUACAGAUAGAGACGGACAUGGCCCGGAUUUCCAAGCUCUUAUGAGGGCCAUUAAUGUUGCGGCAAAUUCAAAUAUUACCGUGUAUCACUCUUUCCAUGGAGAGGUAAAUUACUACAAAAGGCACAUUUGGCGAUGCUCUGGCAUAUGCAGGGAAAGGCCUCCAUUUUAUGGAUGGGUAAGGCGAGCGAUGAAUAGAGAACCUCAAAAAGCCGAUUCUUGGUUCAAAAGCCAUCUUGAAGCUUGUGGAGGCACCUUUGUAAAGAUUUCUGAGCCAUUUAAACCCGCUAAAUCAAAUGCAAAAGAAAGAAAACACAACAAAAUUGUCCCUUAUUUUCCUGGUCGUAUUUUGGGAAGCAACGGUAAAAUGCCCGUCUUUAGGGAACGGCAAUUACGGACUCUCAAUGACAGUGCCUCGAAGCCCUUCAUAGUAGCGGAAGAUGAGACCAAAGGGAAAGCCGGUAUCUUUGAUGGUCAAAGUGUCACAGAUGGUCAGGCGAAAAGACCCCAAACUCUUGAUCUUCAAAAAGCCAACAUUGGAUCGCAAAAAAAUCCUUUCGUCAUUUCGGAUGCAGAGUCAGAUUGA
Molecule: messenger RNA, 915 nt
Organism: Mitosporidium daphniae
Lineage: Eukaryota; Fungi; Microsporidia
Product: zinc finger Rad18 domain-containing protein
Exons: 2
Coding region: 1-915 (304 amino acids)
Biological process (GO): DNA damage response
Cellular component (GO): nucleus
Molecular function (GO): polyubiquitin modification-dependent protein binding; single-stranded DNA binding; metalloendopeptidase activity
Source: RefSeq, a predicted model, not a curated record